Molecule: messenger RNA, 993 nt
Organism: Sphenostylis stenocarpa
Lineage: Eukaryota; Viridiplantae; Streptophyta; Magnoliopsida; Fabales; Fabaceae
Source: the annotation of a GenBank genome assembly
AUGGAUCUUCCUCCAGAAAUCGACCGUUACAUCAAGGAAUCCAUCGACCACAUUCUGGGCCUUCCCGUGUCUGACCAAACCCUCGUCACCAAGCUUCAAGCCUCCGAAGAGUCGCAGCGCCGACUCCACGACCACCGCCUCUUCCUCCUCGCCAAACUCAAGCAGAAAGACGAUCUCAUCGAACUCGCUAGAAAUGAGGCUACCAUGAACGCACAAGCGAUGAAGAAGUUCGUUGAGGAGAAUCAGAAGUUGGCGGCGGAGUGUGAAAGACUGGUGGAGCAGUGCGCGAAAUUGGAACGGGAAUGCGCGCUCUACGACCACGACAGAGAAGCGUUGAUGGAGUUUGGGAACGAGGCUGAUGAACGCGCGCAGGUUGCUCAGGCGCGUGCUCGCGAAUUGGAACGAGAUUUGUACCUGUUGGAGCAUCAUUUGAUCAAAUAUAAACAGCAAAAGGAAUCGGUUGAUUCUUCUUCCGAAACACUUGAUGAGGAGAAAUUGCUUGACUCCCUUUUGGUAACAGUUACUACUGCAGAUGAGUCUUCUACAUUUGCAUUCUUGAACGCAAAUAGUGAAAAUGAGCACUGUCAUAAGUUGCUGACGACGUGGAACUGUUUGAAGCCAUCAACACAAAGAGUUUUGCGUCUUAUUGCUGAAGUCAAAUCUCUAGAAAAUGAUAAAGAAAAUCUAAGGGUUAAUCUUCACAGAGCUGAAGAAGAGGUCAAAUUAUUGUUUGAGGAAAAUAGCGUGUUGGAUAAGGAGAAUAAAAGAUUGAAGAAGCGAUGCAUGGAAAGGAGCCAUAGCGGUUCUGUUGGAAAACAUAGUCAUGGCCAUAGCCAUAGUGGCAGUGCAUCUGCGAAGUCAAACAAGAGAAAGUCUAAUCGCAAGACAGAGAGCCCAAUGGCGAGGAAGAUUGAUUUUGAAGAUGUAAUAGACUCAGCAAGAACACCGUUUUCACCUUUGGAAAAUAAACUCUCACAACUGCAGCAUGAAUAA